CACAAAAUGAUUUUUAUUGGCUGCAUAACAAACACCGUCACAUGGACGUACCAUAAUUUCUUUUACAUAUAAGUUGUGGCAUUACAUUUUAGUUUGACGUUGUGUGAUGCUUCUUGACAAUGGCACAGAAAAAAAAUGAUCCAACAUAACACUCAUGUGGCUGGUGUGUAAAUGUACAGUACCUGGAAUUCCUUUAAAAAGGUGGAUCGCUUUCCUUCCUUUUCCUGUCACCCCUAUAAUCAAGCUGCUACAAUCGUUCAAGACCUAUGCAGAUGCUCCGUUCAGUAUUUUUACAAUAACAAGUUUAUCAAUUAAUUACUGGACCGACCACAAACUUUCCUAUGCAUUUUGAAAACAGAUUUCAGCCACAGUUUGCUCUUCCAAAAUACACACUGAGCCUACCUACUGCUAAACUGCUCUUUCAGGACCCAGCAAACCGACAAUUUCGGCGCGAGGAGCUAACAAUGCGAAUGGGCUUUUUUCUCCCUUAAAAUUUCCCGACCGUCGGUGGACACGUAUUUGCUUGGAGAACCAGAAUUCCGUUCUGGGCGGUGAGGAGGCAGCCUCUCCUGCCCCAAGAGGCGGCCACACGGGUUUGCGGAAUUUGACAGACGACCUCGAUCUUCGGGGAUUUUCCGAGCAGGACGCGGGCACCGAAGAGGAGGGAAAGUGCAUACUGCCCAUGUGACGCACCUUCGCCUUCAGGUCCCAGAAGCGCAGUGCCGCUGCAGUCCAUGCCGAUCCUCCACCACUAGUUUUCCUCCCAAAGACCUGAUGAAAACCACGGAGUUCUGGGAGGCACGCUUCGAAAAUUGUUGGUUUUUCUUUUUUUUUUUUUUUUUAAAUCGGCUUUUACCAUUUUAUAAGUGUGCUGACAAUCUUUUCGGAGUCACCACUACUUACGGCUCACCCAUUUGCCAACCUUUCCCUACAGUUCAUUCCCGUGCUUUUCCAACCCUCCCAGGUUUGGUUCCACUCAAAGGAGAAAAGCGAGAGCAACAGUUUGGUCGCCCAUCAUCAGCCCGUCCGUCUCCCGGGCACAAACGACCCGGGGCUUCGGCUCUCCGUCGGCCCGCAGGAGGACGCGCGUACGAGGGGCCGGCCCGGGACACCGGUCGCGGCCCGAGGGCCACCGGCCAAGGUUCCCUCGCCUGGCCCGGCCGCGGCGCGUAGCCUCCCCACAGGCCCGGGCGCCCGGCCGGGCGCAUGCGCGCGGCGCUCCCGGGCGUGCCGGCCACACUCCCCCCACCCACUCGGAGAGCUUGUCACUUCCUGCCCUCGCCCCAUCUCCGUCCGGGGUCAGUCAGUCGCUCCCUGUCGCUGCGGGAGUCUCUGCUUCCCCCUUCCUACCCGCUCCGCGGCGGUAGCUCAGGCUCUUCGGGGAGGGGGAGACGGAGAGAGAGAGAGAAACUGACUUAAUAAAGUUUCCUGAAACAACAACUACUACCAAAAAAGGCCCAAGGUGGGGGGGACCCCCAUUCUUCCCCGCCCUCUCCAAAAGCCUGAGGGACCGUUGCAGGUGGAACGGCGCUGGGGGGAGCCGGGCUCCGGCGGCAGCCGUUGCCCCGGCGAGGGGCGCCCAGGUCCUGCCCGCUGUGGUUCCGGCUCCUUCGGGGGCGGCUGCGGCUUCUGCGGGGCGGUUCCUCCUGUCAACUGCCUGCGCCCGCGCGCCACCCGCCCGCCCAGCUCCACAGCGCGGAGGGACGCCGUGAGCCGCCGCCUCCGUCGCCGUCGCCUCGGGCCGCGGAGGGACGUGGUGAGCUGUGGCGCUUCCGCGUCAGCGCCGGCGGGGACUCUUUGGGAGCGCGUCGGGCCCGAACCCCGGUUCCCUUCGCGUGGUCCGCCGAGGCUGCGCCAGGUGGGGCCCGAAGCCGCCUCCCACGCCAGGCUGUCCCCGCGGCUGCCCGGCCUGCCUUCCUUCCUUCCGCCGGCCCGCCCUAGGAGUUAACCAAGCCGCAAUGAAGAGCUUCUUACAGUGAAAGGAAAGUAGGUCUCGCCCACUGAAAAUGCCUUUAAGGGACAAAUACUGUCAGACUGACCACCAUCAUCACGGAUGCUGUGAACCAGUUUAUAUCCUGGAACCUGGAGAUGCUCCUUUGUUACAGCAACCACUACAGACAUCCAAAUCUGGUAUUCAGCAAAUAAUUGAGUGCUUUCGAUCAGGAACUAAACAACUUAAGCAUAUUUUAUUAAAAGACGUGGACACUAUUUUUGAAUGUAAAUUAUGCCGCAGUCUCUUCAGAGGAUUACCAAAUUUAAUUACCCAUAAAAAAUUCUACUGCCCACCAAGUCUCCAGAUGGAUGACAACCUUCCUGAUGUAAAUGAUAAACAAAGUCAAGCCAUAAACGAUCUCCUAGAAGCCAUAUAUCCAAGUGUGGACAAGCGAGAAUAUAUUAUUAAGCUAGAACCCAUAGAAACUAAUCAAAAUGCAGUGUUUCAGUAUAUUUCAAGGACUGAUAAUCCUACUGAAGUCACAGAGUCAAGCAGUACUCCUGAACAAACCGAAGUUCAAAUACAGGAAACUAGCACUGAACAGUCUAAAACAGUACCCGUUAUAGAUACAGAGGUGGAAACUGUAGAGCCCCCUCCUGUUGAGAUUGUUGCAGAUGAAGUUGCACCUACAUCUGAUGAGCAACCUCAGGAAUCACAGGCUGACUUGGAAACUUCUGACAAUUCUGAUUUUGGUCACCAGUUGAUAUGUUGUCUUUGUAGAAAAGAAUUCAAUUCCAGACGAGGCGUUCGUCGUCACAUUCGAAAAGUACACAAGAAAAAGAUGGAAGAACUAAAAAAGUACAUUGAAACACGAAAGAAUCCAAACCAGUCCUCUAAAGGACGCAGUAAGAAUGUUCUAGUUCCAUUAAGUAGGAGUUGUCCAGUAUGUUGUAAAUCAUUUGCUACAAAAGCGAAUGUAAGGAGGCAUUUUGAUGAAGUUCAUAGAGGACUAAGGAGGGAUUCAAUUACUCCUGAUAUAGCAACAAAGCCUGGGCAACCUUUGUUCCUGGAUUCUGUUUCUCCUAAAAAAUCUUUUAAGACUCGAAAACAAAAGUCGUCUUCAAAGGCUGAAUACAAUUUAACUGCAUGCAAAUGCCUCCUUUGCAAGAGGAAAUAUAGUUCACAAAUAAUGCUUAAAAGACAUAUGCAAAUUGUCCACAAGAUAACUCUUUCUGGAACAAACUCUAAAAGAGAGAAAGGCCCUAAUAAUACUGCCAGCAGUUCAGAAAUAAAAGUUAAAGUUGAACCAGCAGAUUCUGUAGAAUCUUCACCCCCUUCCAUUACCCAUUCUCCACAGAAUGAAUUAAAGGGAACAAAUCAUUCAAAUGAAAAAAAGAACACACCGGCAGCACAGAAAAAUAAAGUUAAACAAGACUCUGAAAGCCCUAAAUCAACUAGUCCGUCUGCUGCAGGUGGCCAGCAGAAAACCAGGAAACCAAAACUUUCAGCUGGCUUUGACUUUAAGCAACUUUACUGUAAACUUUGUAAACGUCAGUUUACUUCCAAACAGAACUUGACUAAACACAUUGAGUUGCACACAGAUGGGAAUAACAUUUAUGUUAAAUUCUACAAGUGUCCUCUUUGCACUUAUGAAACUCGUCGGAAGCGUGAUGUGAUACGACAUAUAACUGUGGUUCAUAAAAAGUCAUCCCGCUAUCUUGGGAAAAUAACAGCCAGUUUAGAGAUCAGAGCUAUAAAGAAGCCCAUUGAUUUUGUUCUAAAUAAAGUGGCAAAAAGAGGCCCUUCGAGGGAUGAGGCAAAACAUAGUGAUUCAAAACAUGAUGGCACUUCUAACUCUCCUAGUAAAAAGUAUGAAGUAGCUGACGUUGGUAUUGAAGUAAAAGUCACAAAAAACUUUUCUCUUCACAGAUGCAAUAAAUGUGGAAAGGCAUUUGCCAAAAAGACUUAUCUUGAACAUCAUAAGAAAACUCAUAAGGCAAAUGCUUCCAAUUCACCUGAAGGAAACAAAACCAAAGGCCGAAGUACAAGAUCUAAGGCUCUUGUCUGCCUCGGGAAGCCGUCGCCCCGCAGCGCCGCCGCCCUGCGCCCGGCCGCCCCGGGGAGCCGCUGCCCGCCCGCGGGCGCCGUCACCACGCGCCAGGCCGCCGCCAGCUGCCGCGCCAAGCUCCGCGGCGGCGCCGCCCGGGAGCGCCAGCACGCCGCCCGCGGCCUCGGGAAGCCCGCGCCGCCGUGAGCGCCGCCGCCCGGCCACCGGCGGGACCACGCCAGCGCUCCGCACCGCCCGAGUACCUCAGGCGCCCCCGCCGCGUCCCGCCUUCUUCCCCGCGCGCCCUGCAGACCGUCCCGGGCUCGGGCAAGUCCGCUCCGACGGCAGCGAACUCCGCGGUGUGCUCAGCUGUUCGCAGACCUCCCUUCACCCGCUCGCUGUGACCGAACCUGGCUCGCCUCACAACUCUUGCCCACGAAGCCCCUCAGGAGGACCGUGUGCCUUAGGGCCGGCGGGUCGGGAGGAUGGCCUCCUUGCUAGUCUUUGCUGCUCUCCGAGCGUAACUUCCUCAUCCUGCCAAAACCCCGGCUUUUUUUUUUUUUUUUUUUUUUUUUUUUUUUUUUAAGAAUCUUCCCACUGGACAGUAGCAACCUCUUUCCCUCCUUGUAAUUUAUCCACUUCCUAGGCAGUUUCUUUCGUUAUUAGUUCUUCAAAGGCCAUUUCCCGCUUUAGUCUUCUUCACCUCAAAUCCUAUCAUCAACAAGCUCCUCCCCACCCCUGCCCCACUGUCUGCCAGAGAUUGGUUUAGUAAGUGUGCAAAUCCCCGAUGCCUGCGGGGUCAUCGACACAGUCUGGAGUGUGUAAUGCGUAACUGUGGUUGAACUCGAACUCCAACAUCCUUGUAACUUCCCUCCUUGUAACUUCAUCCCCAGUGACCAUUUCUUCCCCUAGGAAUCAGUCCUUGCCCCCAUGGCUCUAGACUGCAUCCCGGGAGAUCCGCUACCGGGUUUGCACUGAAGCCAUGCUCCUCCUGGCUACUCCCAGUCCCUAACUGAGCCUCGUGUGGGUAUUAGUGAUGGUCCAUUCAUGUGACAUGCAGGACUCCUCUAAGGAGCAACUUUGUCUCGGGGACUCCUCAGCAGCCUGGUUGAACUUUCUUAGAACCGGGCUGCAUGCAGUCUAAGGCUCUUCUUGCUGGAUCCCCUUCUCCUUUCAUAGGUGUCAGACUUGCAUUAUGGUAUGAAGUCCUUCCCCUCCCUGCUCCUGUUUCCUUACCUUUCUCCUUCACAGAUGUCCCCUCAAUAAAACUCUUGCAAAUUGAAGCCUGCCUUGGUGUCUGCUUCUAGAAGGACCUGAGCUAACAGGUUAUCAAACAUUCCACUCUGAUCAUCUUCCUAUCCUUCUGGAUCCCUUGUUUACUGACAGCUAAUUCAUUAACUUCAUUUUCCCCGCUAUCAGCCCCUGUUCUAGAUUCACUUCCUUCCUUGUCUAGCCUGGAUGCCACAGUCCAUCAUUAUAAUCCUUGAAAUAUAGUGCUCUCAGCAAUCUUUAACCUCAAUUUCUUCCAAUUUACUUUCCCUGUAAACUCCCAGCUCUGGGGAAACUUUACCAUCUGCCUUCCAUGGGCUUUAUUGGGACAACUGAACAUUUUCUUUAAGAAAACCACACAAUGCAGUUAGUUUCACUUUCAACUCAUGUUUUCCAACCUCAAAUUGGUGCUGUUGUUCCCACUGUAGUUUCAGUUUCCCACUUCUAAUGCAUAUACCUUUUCAUCUCUCCUCAAAUUUUCUGAUCCCUUCCUACCUGUUUACUUCAAACUUCUCUUGGAAAAGAGAAGAUAAUUGCAUAAAAACCUCCUCAUCUUCCCACCACAAAACCCUCCUACCCCCCAACCUCCCAACCCAGCUACCUUGGUAACCUCCUCCUUCCUUUUUGUGACUAUGGAGGAAAUUUCAAAUUCCAGCCCCUCUUCUUGUGCUCUGGAUCCCGUUCUCUGUCGCCUUUCCAAGGACUUUUCUCCUUAGGUUUUCCCCUUUCUCUCUUCUACAUCAUCAGUCCCUGUCUUGAAUGGAUCAUUCUCAUCUCCCUGCAGACACGUUCCAGCGUCCUCAAUCUAAACCACGUCUUUCCCACCAAUAGCCAUUUCUCAGCUCUCCUUCGUAACCAAACUCUGUGGAGUUAUCUUUAUAUAUUGUCUUCAUCUAAUCUUCCAAUUGCUUUCAAUCCACAAUGUGACUCCCCCUGCCCCACCACUGAAAGUGUCCUUGUUAAGAUUACCAGUCACUUCCGUGUUAUCCUAACAAAGGAGGAUACCUUUCUGUCCUCACCUUGACCACUCUCUGCUUUUUAAAUGUUCUGUCUUCUUAUCCAAGGCACUGUUGUCUCCUGGUUUCCCUCCUCCUUCACUGAUCAGUGUUAUACUUCUGCCUGGCUUUGAGAAGUUGAGGUCUCUCACCUCCAUUCAGCUCCCUCUUUUCUUUCCAUGUACUUUCUCAGGACAGUCUUAAUUUCCAUCCAUUUAAGCACUGUCUUUGUGCUAAAGGGUUCAACUUUGUUUCCCCCCUUGACCUGUAAGUUCUAGACUCAUAUCUAGUUGUUUGCUUAAUAUCUUCCUUUGGAUAACUCAGAUCUUUCAAACUUAACAUGUCCAAAAUCGAAUUCCUCAUUCUCAUCCCAAACCUGUUUCCCCUCACCUUCUCUAUUGCAGUAAAUAGCACUGCCAUCCAACAACCAAGCACGAAACCUAGGAGUCAUCCUUGAUUCUUUGAUGACUUCUUUUUUACAUCAAAUAGGCCAGCAUAAUCUAUCAACUUCAUCUCCAAAAUACACCUUUAAUCUGUCUGCUUCUUUCCAUUUUCAAUGCUAGUAUUUAAUCCUGAUGAGUAUUUUUUCUCACUUGAUUACUGUGAUAGCCAGUCAUACCUAUUCUCUCUGCUUCUACUCUUGACCCACCACCCACUUCGGCGCAUUCUUGGUAGAGUGGAAACAAUGAUCAUAACUUGAGUUGAGUAAAUUGUUGCUCACAGGAUAAAAGCUAAACCCCCUGCCAUGGCUUACAGAGUGCUGUGUGAACUGAACCUUACUGUUCUCUCCACCCCCAACCAUGCUCCCCUCUUUAUUGCCCACUGUGAUGCAGCUGCACUGGUUCUUCCAACAUGCCAAGAUCUAUUUUGCACCUCAGGGGCUUAGGAAAUGCUGGUAUCUCUGCUUAAGCUGCUCUCCUUGGCUAUCCUUUAUGUGACACUUAAAUACAUCCUGAGAAAGCCCUGCCCACAGCAUUGCUUGAAAGUAGUUCUCACCACUCUUCUCCCAGUUUUUUGUUUCCUUCAUUACUCAAUCCCUCUUCUCAAUUUGUAACUUUAUUUAUUUGUUUAUUUACUUUUUGUAUGUGUGUCUGUUUCUCAUUCUGGAAUGAAUGAGGGAAGAGACUGUGUCUGGAUGUCUAGAUUCUUCAACACUGUAUGUCCAGCCCCUAGCACAACUUGGCACAUAUCAGAUGCACAAUAAAUACCUGUUGAAGGAACAAAUAAACACCUUUGCUAAUUUUUUGGUUGGGAGUUCACUUUUUAUUGAUUUCUAAGAGCUCUUUAUAUAUUAAAAUAAUCAACUAUUUGUUCAAUAUGCUGCAGACAUUAUGCCCCUUGUCAUAUAUGUACCAAUUUAAUUCAUGAUGUCUUUGAUAUAUAGAAAUAUUACAUUUUCCAUUUAGAUAAAUCUAUCUUUUUCUUUCAUGAUUUCUGCUCUUGGUGAUAUGUUUUAAAAAAGUCUUCUCAAUCUCAAUGUUAUAUAAAUAUUUGUUUAUGUUUUCUUUUCUCUUAAUUUUUAAAGAUUGAAAUCUUUACUCCAAAUGGAAUUUAUUUUUGAUAUAGAUGUGAUUAAGGCUCUAACUAUUUAUUUAGUUGUUGCAUCAUCGUUUAUUGAAAACUCCCUCUUCCAUUGUUUUAAACCACAUUUACCAAAUAUUAAAUUCUUAAAUACA
Leopardus geoffroyi (Geoffroy's cat) is the source of this 7920-nucleotide messenger RNA. RefSeq names its product zinc finger protein 800 (gene ZNF800). Bases 2007 to 4187 code for a protein of 726 amino acids. Lineage: Eukaryota; Metazoa; Chordata; Mammalia; Carnivora; Felidae. The transcript has 6 exons. The record is from RefSeq and is a predicted model, not a curated record.